This is a messenger RNA of Mucor mucedo, 813 nucleotides long. RefSeq lists its product as uncharacterized. Lineage: Eukaryota; Fungi; Mucoromycota; Mucoromycetes; Mucorales; Mucoraceae. The transcript is spliced from 2 exons. The annotation marks the transcript as partial. The record is from RefSeq and is a predicted model, not a curated record.
AUGGAAGUUAGCAAGGUUGAUGGCAAAUUUAAUUGUCCUGAAUGCUCAAGCAAGCUCAGUACUCCUACCACAUUUAGCGCCCAUCUUAAAAAAAAGCAUAACGGCCACUGCAAAGCCAUUUCAAAAAAAACAAAGCGACGAAGCCUCGAAGAUAAUAACAACGAUAAUUCUACAACCAUAUCAUUGAAACAUCGAAAUGGUAAAACUUAUCAUUUUCUAAAAUCGUCAGACAGCAUAAGUGAUGUGCUAACCGAUCAACCUUCUGGUUCUUGGACCCUUCCAGCAGCCGAUACAACAGUCAUACAAAACUCUUCAUCCUCAAGCGUUGACAGCCUUCUGGAUCAUAUUAUAAAUACAAGUCCACUCUAUAACCACUUAUUUGAUCAAAAAUACGUGGAGCUUACAAUGGAAGUUACAGAGUUAAUAAACCAGGAUUGGACUUUCUUUCCUCAGCUUAGGUAUGUCACCUCGCAAAUUUUUGCUGGGGCAAUCCUAGUGAAUAAGACAUCAGCAUUACUCUUGAAUUGCAUAGAAUCAUAUGGAAGAUCGAAGACCGUUGAUGCACACCAUGAGCGCAGAAUUGGAACUGCAAUGAAUACAUCCUCUUUUCCCAAAAAACAACCAAAUUACGGAUGGAUUAAUAUUAUUACCACUCACGAAGACGGAGCAACCAAACUAAAAAUUGGCACAACGGUCAGUAAUCUGUUGGUGACCUCAAGUAUACGCAUAGACAAAAACUCAAUAACAAAGAAUAUUGUGGAACUAGGACCAACCACCAGUAAUUUCACUGCAACACACGAUACAAAAAUCUAU